Molecule: messenger RNA, 4856 nt
Organism: Marchantia polymorpha subsp. ruderalis
Lineage: Eukaryota; Viridiplantae; Streptophyta; Marchantiopsida; Marchantiales; Marchantiaceae
Source: the annotation of a GenBank genome assembly
AGACAUCAAUCAAUAUUGAAUGCGUGAUAAAUGCCUCGAGGUUAUGAUCGGUCAGCAUCCGGCUUCCUCAGAUACAGAUAUUAUAAGCUUCGGAGCGGGCCUCGUCCUCGAGACUGGGAUCAAAAGUUGGCGGGGUCCCUCUUCUCCAUAGAGGCAGGAAAGCUAGCGAAACGUUGGUGGAGGAGGAGGAGAAUUGAUCACGGGUCUCGCGCCACAGCGCAUGCGAUGCUAACGAGAAAGAGCAGAUCGGGGCUAUGGCGAAUGAGAACUGGGGCGCUGAGUGGGGAGCGGAUGGUGGGAGGGGAGAGGGGAGAUGGGUGCAGGGCAGGCCCGGGCAGCGGAGGGAAGGGGAGGGGAGAGGAGACGAGCAGCGCGAGGCCCAUGGACAUGUGAUGGCAAUUGGCCCGAUAGGCACGGCACCAUAGCAGCAGCCAUGGGGACCACCCGUGGCGCGUAUGGAGCGAUAUUCGUGCGUGAAAGGCCUGCACAAGGGCUCCCUCCAGACAGGCGGAAAACAUCGGCCAGCAGCCCAGGCCCGGCCCGACAAUCAGAGAGAGGGCGAGGGGGGCGGAAAACGAGAGGAGUGGGCGAGAGAGAGAGAGAGACAUGGGCGAGCUGGGACUGGGAACGAAACCAUGUAGCGAAAUAGUGCUCGGGUACGGUCAUGGCCGAGGAGAGGAACGCAGUGCUGGGAAUGAUGAGCGGACGUGCGGCGACGGAUCCCAAUUUGGGCUAGCUCUGGUUGUAGUAGGAUAGCACGAUGGCUGCGAAAUCUCUGAUUCCCGGGACGAAGGAGUCUGCUACUUGCUGCCACUCUUGCUGACGGACCCUAUAUCUGUUUCCCAGCGAAAUUCCUCUGGUGAUCGCACCUGGUUGAAUCGGGACUAUUCUUCGGCCUGAGAAACUUGAGCUGAGGAGACGUCUGGAUCUUCGACAGCGCAGUUCAGAGCUCGUCACAUGUAUGAUGAAGAGCUCAUCCGAGGCCAAUGAGCACAGUGCGAUUGCGGUGGGCGUGAGUGCACGUCGUGUGCUGCAUCUAUCUGUCCGUCGCAGCUGCGAGUGAGAGCAGGAGGUAAAUUCCUAGGCCGAUCGCUGGCCGAUUGACCCACAGCUGACUCCUGGCCGCGAUCAUGAUUGCAAAUCCGAGUUGACCCAGAAAGUCUUGGGCCCGAAUGUGAGUAACUGUCUGGCUCAAUGAUCCGGGGAUCGGAAAUCUUGAGAGAUCUCCCAUGAGUUACAAGUGCCCCCGGGAUGUAUAAAGCUUACCUUUUUCUGAUGGAAUCGUAUAAUUGUAGGCGAGAGGUGAGGGAGAGGGAGAGUGAGAGAGCGGUGAGAGAGGUAGAUCGGUGAUUGGUGCGGGGAGGGAGAAGCAAGACGGGUUCACGAGGCAGAAGUGAACCUCCACUCCUCGUGCAUUUGGUGUAAUGUAAUCUGCUGUCACUAUGACUUUUAAUAAUAAUAACUUGGACUCACAACGAUAACGUUUUAUAAUUGCCGAGAUUGAGGGAGGAGAGAGAGAAGAGAGUCUGUUGUUCUUGCAGCUGCUGCUCGUUGCUUGCCUGCACAAGUUUUCGUGGGAACUACGCACGAUCCAGGUGGGCCAGGGCUCCCUGCUUGCUUGUUUGCAUGCGUGCCUGCCUGUUUGCUGCCACUCAAUUUGCGAGCGGUUGCAGUGGUUUUCGAAGAGCGAUCAGUAAUCUAUAGGAUUGAAUCAUUGAGAAGAGUGGUGUGUCAAGAGGGAGGUAGGGAGGGCGGGACGAGGGAGAGAGAUGUGCGAGGCCUCUCUUGCCGCCUGCCCACCUGCCUGCGCAUCCUUCUUCUCCACGGAAGAAUCUUCACUCGGACGCAGCAGCAGGAGCGGCGGGAGAGCUCUCCUUCUUCGAUCGACCUGCUCCGCUUGCACCCUCGCCCCGGGGGCUCAUUCCCUCGCGGAGCUCCUCUAGCUGGCUCCGAAAUUCGCAGAUCGAAAUCCAGUCCUCCGGGACCAGCCACAGCUGGGAAUGUGAAUGGGAAUGGCCGCCUGAAUGGGAAUCAGAUCGCCAAUCUUCUCACCAUUCUCUAGCAGCAGCAGCUGAGCUGACACCAGUCAGGGUACCCCGGGACUCGAUUCCGGGCAAUUGCGCGAUCGAGCUCCAGAACAGCUCACGGAUCCAGGGGGUCGGUCGGGGAAUGGUUCCAGCGUCGGGCGCGCAUCGAAGCUAAGGAUCGAGGAAGGAUUCACAGGUGCAGGUCGAUCGACGGACUGACAGGGCAGGGGCAGGGGGAGGGAUUGUGGAUGUGAUGAAGCACUCGACGCCACGCCGGGGAGGGGCGGGCAAGGGAUUCAUGGCGCAUAUGGAGGAGAAGAAGAAGCUGGUGGUGGUGAUCGCGGCGUUUCUGACGAGCGCAGCCAUCGUCCUGCUGCUGAAUGGGCUGCGCGAGCACGCCAUCGCGGACUUGGUGCAGAACCUGCGCACCUCGGCGCUUGGCGGCGCGCCGGAGGAGCAGGUUGCGCCGGCGUGGGCCAACUUCUCGAACAUCUACGUGCCGCCGGGCGCCGGCUACAGCAGCACCUUGCACCAGCUGCUGCAGGCGAACGGCACGACUGCGUGCCACAACCAGAGCACCAACUUCACGCGCCUCGAGGGCCUACCACGGUCGAAGAAGGGCAAGGUGCUGCUGAAGACGAACACGCGGUACCAGUUCUCGCUCGUGGCCUACACGGCGGACGGCAAGCGGCGGUGCGCGGGCGGCGACUACUACGAGGUGGAUCUGCACAACGAGCGCUACCGCGCGCGGCUGCCGACCACGGACUUCGACAACGGCACCUACGGGCUGGAGCUGGAGGUGCCGGCGCGGUGGGCCGGCGUGUUCAGCCUGGAGAUCUGGCUGCUGUUCGGCAACUGGCACGGCAUGGACAUCUUCGGCGAGCAGUACGCCGUGCUGCAGGUGGUGACGGCGCAGGAGCUGCACGUGAUUCUGCCGCAGGCGCAGCUGCUGGACGCGACGUUCCAGCGCAACAUGACGCGGUGCGCGGCGCAGGACUUCACGCGGCCGCACUGGUCGGGGCGCUGGACGCGCGGCUGGUUCAACGAGGCCUGCGAGGCCGACGAGGAGAAGCGGUUCCGGUGCCUGCCGGGCGAGCACUUCGGGUGCGAGGAGCCGUGGUGCGCCGGGCCGCUGGGGCGCUUGGAGAGCAACGGCUGGAGCUACUCGGCGCACUGCUCCUUCAAGAUCUUCGAGCGCGACGAGGCCUGGAGCUGCCUGGACGGGCGCUGGCUCUUCAUGUGGGGCGACUCCAACUUCCAGGACACGGUGCGCAACCUGCUGCUCUUCAUACUUGACUGGCAGCUGCCCCCCAAAGCCAACCUGGCCGACUUCCAGCUCGAGCGCAAGUACGAGCAGUUCUUCAUCAACCCGGCGCGGCCCUCGCAGGCCUUCCAGGUCAGCAUGGUGUUCAACGGCGCCAACCAGUACUGGGACAACGGCGAGGGCCUGCACACGCUGGAGCACACCGAGCACCAGGACACCGUCGCGACGCACUUCAAUGGGUCGCGCGCGCCCGAUACCAUCAUCAUGAACUCGGGCCUGCACGACGGCUACAAGGAGAUCGAGGACUACCUGGCCGUCGCGGACUUCGCCGUCCAAUGGUGGGUCGACUUCUACACGUCGCUGCCGGCCGACCGCAAGCCGCAACUCGUCUGGCGCACCACCGUCGCGCCGGCCGGCAAGUCGCGCAACAUGCCCGGCAACCCGCACAAGAUGGAGUCCUACAACCACGUCAUGGUCGAGAAGCUGCGCGCCGAGCGCCACCGCAUGCCCGUCAAGUUCGUCGACGGCUUCGACCUCACCUUCCCGUUCCACUACACCAACGAGUUCAGCGACGGCGGCCACUACGGGCGCGCGCCCGGCGUCGCGCUCCCGCCCUGGCACCGCAAGCCCCACUGGUACUUCGUCGACAUCAUGCUGGCCCACAUCUUCCUCAACGCCAUCUGCCCCGCCACCUGAUCUCCCGUCGCGCGCCUUCACGUCGUCGCGGGCUCCGGUCGCGAUUCUUUCCAUUCGGCUCGACGCCUCGGCUCCUAUGGGGAUCGAGCCGCCGCAGAUCGGCUCGUGCGCCAAUAAGCGUCUUCGGCUCGGGCUCGAUCUGCUGCUGCUCUUCGGACCUCCGAGAGGGGCUGGCUGGCCAUGGCGGGGAGCGAGUUUAGAAGCAGAGAGAUCAGUAUGCUGGCCCGCUGCAGAGAGAGCGUCGGGCCAUGCGAGUUCCCCAGAAAUAGAGAGAGAGAGAGAGAGAUAGUCAAAAUACGAGAUUUGGAGUCGUCGACGAGAAGUCAGAUUUAGGCAGAAAACGGCAAAUGACAACUCGAGUCGUGGGCGGUGGGGUGGGAUGGGACGAAACGGGGUAUUCAGUAUUCAUUCAAUCGACGGAUAAAUUCAUUAGCGGAGUCAAUAGCGGUGUCAAUGUGGAUCCGCGAGUCUGCCCACACCUUGGAGUUGCUAUCGAUUAUUUUUUUUUCCAGCGUCGCUUUCACAUUGAGAGGGCUCUGGCCUCUCCACCGGAGCUCACCGUCGAUCAUCCCUCGCUCACACAGUGCGCUCCGGCGGGGUAGCUAGAAACGAAUUUUUUUAUUUUUUUUAUUAUCCUUUCCCCAAACGAUCCACGGAGAUCCGCCCCUUGCGCUUCCGCUGCCUGGACUUGAGUUGGCGGGUGGAUUGCGCCCGGGGGAGAUGCGGGGCGGCUCCGAGGAGCCCAGCCAGUGCAUGCAGAAUGUCACAUAUAAUCCUCAGCUUGUCUUUAUCUCGGAAAUGUACAUAAUUCAAUUCGCCACUCGUACAAGUGGAAGAAUAAAAGAGCUCCACUUUAUUAUUGUUAUCAU